Molecule: messenger RNA, 3282 nt
Organism: Pseudo-nitzschia multistriata
Lineage: Eukaryota; Bacillariophyta; Bacillariophyceae; Bacillariales; Bacillariaceae
Source: the annotation of a GenBank genome assembly
AAUAGUCAAAAUUAGUCUUGAUGUACUACAUAGUGUCGCCGUACCUCCGAUAAGGAGACAUGGGAAAUCCACAUAUUACCUUGGUCUCGAUUGGUCGAAGUCGUUCGAGCCUUGGUAAGAAUUUGCAAAACGAAAAUUCCAUUUGCCGAUGCCUUUGCUGUAUUAGUACGAGGUUGGACCGACUCUUUUCCGACAAAUCAUGCGGUUGUUCUUUUGAAAACGCCAAGAAUAUUGCAUGCGUUUUGACAGGAAACCAGAAUGCCUCAGUUGAAGUUACAAAGUGUUGCUACAUUUGGGCAAACGAAUUGGAGAAACAAGCACAAACGCGCUAGAUCGAACAAUUUCGUUUGGAAGUACGGUAGGAUUUACGGAGCAGCAGAUAUUACAGAACAAUCAUUUCAUACCCGUAUUUUUUUGAAGAGGAUCUCGCUAUUGCGUUCGUUAGUGAGUAUCGUAGCUACCGCAGUGUGUUGCUACGACGCUACGUCGUGCGCAGGCAAGCACACAGAAGCACACAGCAGAAAAAGCGUUCCGGUCUGUUGGACAAAGCACCUCGAAACAGUGGCUCCGCACGGAUUCAAUCUAGUCACGCUUCAAAUCGAAAUAGACGGUCUCGAUUCCUUCUUUCGUGAUGAUCUUGAUCUCGACCUGGUCGCCCGUGUAAAUGUCGCGCUCCCCACAAGAGAGGAAUGCAUCCUUGAUGAUUUCCACUACCUCUUCCUUGGGAAGUUCCCUCUUUUCGUCCUGACGAUUUCGGUGUGCGAUUACGUUAUCGAGGAGAGGAAUGAUGUAGGCUUGGCCACUGCCCGUCGCCGUGACCGUCGUUCGCUCGAAGCUUCCGAUGGCAUCGUAGGAAUAAAUAGCCCCCUUUCCCUCUUCGUCGAUGCCACCAAAGACAUUGAAGGCGUAGUAUGGGAAGAACCGCUUGUAGUACAGGGUGUUUCCGAGCAUCUGGGCCACCGAGGGAGUCGACAUCGGCUUUCGGUGGUUGUGGUGGUACAUUUUCAUCUUGAUGUCGAGGACGGACCGCAGCUGAUCGACGUCUGUUUUGCAUCCGGCACUACCAAGCACGCACUUCUCGGUGAGGGGAUGGAGCUUGCUCAUGUUGCGCGAGAGAAUUUCGUAACCGGAACUCAGACGGGUGUCGGCCGCAAUCACUGCAUAGUCGGAACCAGAAAUGGCCACGCAGGUACCCCCAUUAAAGUCGUAGGGACUGAAGCGACGCUCGUAGGGGUUUUCGGUGACGCCGUGGUCGAUUUUUCCGAGGGUCGUGUUUCCCUCCGAGUUGUGCGCCAUGAUUCCAUUGAGCCGGGGAUCCAGGGGCGCGGUCUCCUGGGUUGCCCGGAACCUGCCCCCGCCGGAGCGCAUGGGUUUGCUGGAUGGUGGCAUAAACGCUUCCAUGUUUUGUUGGUUUCGACUUGGUUUGUUUGAUACCGGGACAAUUGCCAGCGGUCCUUGGGUCACUUUUUUCUAUUCACCGAAAGUCUUCUUUGUGUUUGUAGGGUACGGGUACUGCCGCAGAUCAGAAGAAGUGUUCGAAAACGAUUGCUCGUAGUCCUUUGCUUUCUGAAUUAUUCGUUGCAACACGGUUGUUGUUGCGGUUGCUACUGAUGUUAUUCGUUGCCUGUUUCGCACAUGAAGUUUCAUUCUGCCUCUGCGCCGUACCGUACCGUACUUACGGGUACUUGGUUCGUACCGGUAGGAAACCAUGGUUUUCGAUGCUUCGGAAAGCGUCGAUAUCUUUCCAUACGGGACUCGAUUGAAACUCGAUUGAAUCAAUUGCGCUUACCGAAAACCGAAAACAAACAAAACGUUCUCCUCUUCCAUGCUCAGCCACCAUCUUACGGGUUCGGGGAUCGGUACAGUUAGUACGUACGAGUACUUGGUACAUAGGUACCACAUGUCAAAUUACAAAUUACAAAUUACGGUACUUUUUUCUUUUUCGUAUUUCACAAGUCAAAAUCCAAAUCCAAAUUCCAAUUCCGCUUUCGAACUCUUCUUGUUCUGUCCAUCACAAAAAGACCAAUCGCAAUGAAGCCAAGCGACCAACAACACGUGGGACGCCAAGCGAGCGCUCGAUUUUUGGGACCUCGAUACGCCACUGAUAUUAUUCCUCACAAAAGAAUUGCAGCGUAGCACGGUAGAUGCCGCUGCCUCCAGUGGUUUUCUGGCGAGGAAUCGGAAGAGUUGCGGCCCCGGUUCGUCAAUUGGAGGUUCAAUUGCCAAGAGGCAUUCCCGAUUUGAUUCCGGGUGCACCGCAGAAAUUCUUGUCCCCUCCCGCGGGCCGGAUUGUCCGACCGAUGCCGUGAGACACGAAAACGGGACCUGGGGGUGCCAGGCCGAUCGAGGCGCCCUAUUGCAACGCUUCGAGGUACUUUUUCUGAGGCUGCAAAAAAUAGCACCUACUAGUAGCCUUGGUGUAAAUCAGGUGGCCAAAGUACUACCAGCAUCAAACUCUACAACGACCGGUACGGCUGAAGACGAUAAACGGUGCUACAAGCCAAAGCCAAAGACCAAAAUCGGCGCUCCAAAUCCGAUUUUAGAAGGGUUAUCGCAAUCCUCCGAUGCCAUGCAUAUGCAAUACUUUGGACUUUAUGAAGAAAUACCCAUUUCGCUAGAGACGAAGCAGUAGAAACUUUUGGACGAGUUCAGGCCACCAGCUAUAAAUUGGACGGUAGAGGUCGAAGAGGUCGCCCACCUCACUCUCACAAAGGUACCGGAAGUUUCCCAAAAUAUAGCGGGACACCCUUCGUCUCGUAUAUAUUUUUGUGCCAAUAUGUUCCUGCAGGAUUCGGGAUUUGACGACACGAUUCAGGAGUUGACAUCGAAGUCUACCACAACAGCGGAUAACACACCUCUAAGAGGUAGGUUGAGAGGUAUAGGAAUCGCUACAAUGGUGGCCAAAAGCGAAAAUUAAGUUCAGUUUCGUUAAGCAUCAUGCAUGAGAAACGAAAUCAGAGCUGCUGUUCAUGCUUAUUGAAAUGCUGAUAGGAAUUUGUCGUCUCGGUUCCCGUGCAGUCAUAUCAUCAUAGAUCGUCCAUUGAUGCCGUCGUGAUCAUCUAAUGGAAUGAUCAGACGCUCGGUAACCGCUCAACAACGGACAAUCGCAGGCUGCCAUCCAGCAACAAUUAUUUUGCAAUUUUCAACUUUUGAAAACGAGAUUCCCACUUUAUUAAUUUUCAAUUUGUUCAAAAAGUCAAUUGAAUAGCGGAUUCAAUUCGUUCUGAUUUUUCCAAGCUGCUGCAUGUGUGCCUUGGAAUACAAUGAAAUCUAAAGACUAAU